AUGUCAGAGUUUGCAGCUGCAAACACGGCAAGCAUGGUUCUCUUCGUUGGGAACCCAACGAAUGUCGUCAUCUGUGAAGGGUUUCGCGUCAACAAUGCAGCCUUCACUGCAUACACCAUCCUACCAUUCCUGGCGUGCAUUACCGUGUGCUUCAUCGCGUUAGCCGCCCAAUUCCAUAAGUCCAAAUAUCUGCCAAGGCGCCUGAAUGUGGCAGGUGAUUUGGAUGUUCGAGCCGUCCUGCUCGACCCCAGAGGAGCUUGGGUGGGAAGCCUCUUGCUGGGCAGUUGCCUGACGGUCAUCAUCAUCGUGAGCUUCUUCCAUGUCGAUGUCUGGGAGAUCAGCUUGCCGUUCGCUGCCGCGAAAUUUAUCUACGAUGUCGCAUGGGAUCACUACAGUCGAACUCCUCUUAACCCAUGCUCCUAA
This is a messenger RNA of Cyclocybe aegerita, 423 nucleotides long. The record is from the annotation of a GenBank genome assembly. Lineage: Eukaryota; Fungi; Basidiomycota; Agaricomycetes; Agaricales; Hemipholiotaceae.